Molecule: messenger RNA, 1047 nt
Organism: Filobasidium floriforme
Lineage: Eukaryota; Fungi; Basidiomycota; Tremellomycetes; Filobasidiales; Filobasidiaceae
Exons: 7
Coding region: 338-835 (165 amino acids)
Source: RefSeq, a predicted model, not a curated record
AGCGACAACAGCCUUCUUCCCUACUCAUCUCCAUUCGUGUCGUUACACUUGUUCGAACUGCUGGAUGCUGAUCUCAUGUCACCGUCGUUCUUCAUGCUAUUCCAAUCAGUUCAGGCGAGUGGAUUCCAAGUCGUCCGUUGUGUGGUUGAACGGUUCUGUUUGCAGUGCGACUACCCUCGAUGUUGUGAAAAGGGAAAGCGAAGCCGGCGGUCCCAUAGGGUUUCGGCGCUCGUAAGGGGCCGUCUUCCGUCGGGCUGCCGGUGGACUUCUGAACAUCGAGUCCAGCCUCUCGACGCCCCCGCCUUGUAGACGGUGAGAUCGCUGGAUACCGUCCUCUAUGGAGCACCCGUGUCUUCAAAGAGCGGUGGUCGCUCUGGCGGGUUCGGCUGGGACCUCACGGAUACUUGGCGCCCCGGUAAACGGUCGGGUCAUGAUCGUGGAGAAGGGCCGGCCCGACGACGAAGCGAUCAUCACCGAGUCACCGCCAUCAACAAUCUCGAUAUCUGACCUGGGCUCGAUAAAGGCAGUGGAUGUCAGCCUCGCAACGGAAGAACGGCGGUCUAGUUGGUCACCUACAAGGGCAGCACCUUCGGGCGUCAAAGCCAGUCCCAAGCUCGACGCGGCUCUACCCGGGGAUGGUAAAACGGACUGCACGUCGAGUCUCUCUGAGAUCCUUGUACGCAUGACCAUCUCGCCGCCUCGGAUAUCGCAGGAGCUGCUUCAAGACCAACAUCGGCUUGCGAGAUCAGUUCUCGAAACGGGACAAGAUCGACAAGAAGGCCUCAAGAUCGGCAAGAAGCAGACGGGACUCCAUGAGGGCGGGGCCGACGAAUAAAGGUAAUUUAUCUAUGGACGUGUUUCCGUCGAGUUUGUUCCCUCUUCCUGUACUCCUAAUCUCGAUCGCGCCAAGAAGAUACGAACAACUACGAAGCCGCCGGAUCAAAGCGUAACGAAAGUGAUAGAUGCGAGAAGCGAUCAUCACCUAGGUGUCUAGCCACACCAGCAGCACGGCAAGAUAUUCGAGGGAAGACGAAGGAGAAGAGGAGG